AGGCCUUCUCUAGGGGACUAAACUGGAUGAUGGAGAGAGGCAAAAUUAAACCCUAUUGGACUGGAUAUGAGGGUCUAAAGAUUUCUCAUCUUGGGUUUGCUGAUGAUUUGUUAAUCUUUAUGAAUGGUAAUGCAAGGUCAUUAUUGAAUUUUAAGAAAUUUCUUAAUACCUAUCAAGAAGCUUCUGGACAGGUUGUAAACUUGUCAAAAUGUUCUAUCAUUUGUGGAAGGGCCCCUCCUGCAAGGCAUGCAAAGAUCAAAGAUAUCCUGGGUAUGAAACUUGCAUCUCUACCUAUCAAAUAUCUUGGAGUGAACCUGCACAAAGGAAACGUAUGGAAUUUGGGCAUGUGAAACGAGAGGGCAACUGGGUCACUCAUUUCUUGGCCCAAGAGAAGGUGGAUCGGCCAACAUCAUUUUCUACAGUGGAUAUUCUACCUACUUUAGCUAAAAGAUAUUUUUGGAUGGAUUAUUUUGGUAUUCCUUCUUUUAGAGUUUGAUUUCUGUGUUUUCGGGUUUGGUUUGGUUCCCCUGUUUUAUUUUUUCUUCAUUCUCACUUUUAUUUGGUUAUGUCAAGGAAGUUUUGACCUAGUUCCCUUCCUUUUGUAAUUCAUUGAUUCAUUAAUAAAAUCCUGGUAUAUGACUCCCGGCAUAUGCCCCACUGAUUUUGGUGGUUUGCCUUCCGG
Messenger RNA from Cuscuta europaea, 682 nucleotides. Lineage: Eukaryota; Viridiplantae; Streptophyta; Magnoliopsida; Solanales; Convolvulaceae. The record is from the annotation of a GenBank genome assembly.